Molecule: messenger RNA, 1784 nt
Organism: Condylostylus longicornis
Lineage: Eukaryota; Metazoa; Arthropoda; Insecta; Diptera; Dolichopodidae
Gene: Traf-like
Product: TNF receptor-associated factor 5
Exons: 7
Coding region: 155-1780 (541 amino acids)
Molecular function (GO): protein binding
Source: RefSeq, a predicted model, not a curated record
AAAUUAAAUAACCUUAAAAAGAUAAGGGUUUUAUUUACGAUCGUAAAUAAUAAUUAAGUUAUGAAUACCGUUUAUGCAAGCUUCAUGCAUUGAAUAUAUAAAAUAAUUUUUAUAAGCUCUCAGUGGUGUCUACAGUGUAUAUAAAACUUUAUGUAUGCUAAAGUGGAAGGCAAAUACAAAAAUUUAUUAUAAAACAAAUAUUGCAAAUUCUAAUUUAAAAAUAAUGGAUGGUUCUGAUAGCAGUGGAAUUGAUACCCUAAAAAAGGGUAAUAUUAUUACAGAUUCGAAACGGAGUUCUUUAAAAGUAACUUAUGAGAAAACUUCAUGUUAUUUUUGUAAUGAAUGGUUGGAUACACAAACUUUUAAGGAACACAUAAUCCAUUGCGGACAAGUAUUAGAGAAAUGCCCACAAUCAUGUGAAGUUUAUGUACAGCGAAAAAGAAUGAGAAAUCAUUUAAGAGAAUGUCCGAAAGUAAUAAAACGAAAUUCUUCAACAAAUAUUUCAACAAAUGAAAAUCAAAAUGAGACUACAGAAUUCAUUAAUCGAAUAUCAGUUCUUGAACAAGAUAUAAAUGCACUUAGAUCAGUUCUUAAUGAGGAAAUCAAACAGAGACUUCAUCUUAUUACAGAUGUCGGUAGUUUAAGGAAACAUAAUCAAAUUUCGGAUGAAUGGACACAGAAAGUUGGAGAUGUGUUAUUUAAUAUGAAACGAUGUAUAAAUGAGGAAGCUUCUUUUCGUACUAGUGAAAUUAAUAGAUUAAAUGAUGAAAUAUCAAAAUUAUUACAUGAAAAUCAUGAUUUAAAACGUUACAACAUGAAUUUGUCAAGACGUUUAGAUGAAGUACAAAAUAUUUUAAGUGAUGAGGAAAAUUUUCGACAAAAUUUCUUAUCUUUGACUGAAGAUGGCAGAAAUAAUGCUAUAGAAAAUCAGACAUCAUUAAAAAAUGAAAUUGAUGCAAUUCUGAAUAAAAUAUCUAUGAUGAGCUUUCAUAAUGAAAAUAAUCAUAUGCUAAUUACGGAAAAUAUAACAAGUAUAGAAAAUCAAAUAUCACAACAAGAGGCUACAUUUUGGUCAAAAAUUCAAAAAGUUGAAGAAAUUCUCAAUGAAAUACAAGCAAAUUUACAAACAAAAUUCAUUUCAAACACAGAAUUAAACACAAAACAAAUAAAUUUAGAUUAUGAGGUGAAAAGUAUGAAAAAUAUUGUAUGUGAAACUGAAGAAAAAUGUGAAAAAUUAGAAAAAAUAGUUUAUAAUGUAGAAAAAGCUAUACAAAGAACUCAUCAAGGUUUAUUAGAUUUAGAAGGUCAUUUAUUGUAUCAAAAGAAAAUGGUUGCAAUUCAAAAUACAAGAGGUCAUUUAAUAUGGAGAUUAAGCGAAUAUACACAAAGAUUUGAGGAGGCACGGAAAUUUGAUGGUAGCAUUCAGGGACCACUAUUUACUAAUAAACCAUUUGGAUAUACGCUUAGGCUUGAUGUCUUUUUAAAUGGUAUCGGUAAUUGGAAAGGUCGAAAUAUUAUAGCAUGUUUAAAUGUAAUACCAGGAGAAUUCGAUACAUUACUUUCAUGGCCAUGUAAAUUACAAGCAGAUAUUAUAUUAAAAGAUCAAACUUAUAAUGAAGAUUCAUCACAGGAUUAUAUUAGACAGACUAUUGUAAAAAGGAAAAAUGAUGAUUUUCAUAGUAAUCAAUAUAUACAUAUACCGCAUAAAAUAGUUGAAAGUCGAAAUUAUAUAAAAAAUGAUUCUAUUGUAUUUGAAAUUAGAGUCCAAAAAAUAAAAUAGAAUA